GACUCCGGCCCGCAGGACCUUCCCCACCGAACAAAAACUACUCUAUACAGCAGCUCUCGAUUGCGUGUGAACUUGACUCGCUUCAAAUUGAGCAGUGAACAAAUCUUGAGCUUAUUCGGCUCGUUGAACUUAUCACGACGACGGCAGCAGCGGUCAACGGAACUGGGCUCCCAAUGCGGAGAAGGCGGACUCGAUCGGCCUAAGUGCCGCAGUGUGUACGGGUACUCCUGUCGAGCAUCGGAUGUUGAUUCCGAUCCCCGUCGUCGCUUGUCGUCGUGGUGGUGGUGGUCGUCGUCAUUGUUGCCCCCUCAGCAGUCAGAAGUAGCUUUCGACGUUAUACAGUGCGCCAACCCAAGUCACGAUCAUGCCCGAGGAGAGCACCGUCGAUGAUUUCGGGAGUUCCCUCGAAGCCCUUCUAGCGAAUUUUCAAGUGGACCGCAGCCGUUCGCUGAGCGCCCGAUGUCGGAAGUUCGCCAUAGACGGCCAGGUUGUCGGUCUGAUACGGAAUUCGGAUUGGGAAUUGAUGAGAAAACACACGGAGGGCGUGUUUCUCGAGAAUAACGACGCCAUCACACUGAACCCGGAGUGGAAAACCUGUGAAGAACGAACACUGCAGAUGGCAGCCGUGCUGCAAAAGCUACGUGAGAAAAAUCUCUUCCCAACGCUCAAAGGAUGGCGCAACGAGACGUACGACAUAGCCGCCAAAUUCGGUGAUUUACCCUUGAUGCGUAUGGAGCGAUCGGCUACGUGCCUCUUUGGAACCAAACGCUAUGGCGUGCACAUCAACGGGUACGUCGAGAAUGAAGAUGGGCGUGUGGAGAGUGUGUGGUUCCAGAAGAGGAGUCCCUCCAAGGAAACGUGGCCAAACAAAAUUGACAUCAUGGUCAGUGGAGGUCUCAGCUCGGGCAACACUGUCAUGGACUGUCUCGUCAGAGAAGCUGAGGAAGAGGCUUCGAUGUCCGAGGAGCUCGUCCGGAGACUCGCACGUCCGGUCGGCUUCGUGUCGUUCAUCUACGAAGACGAGAGGGGCAUAUUCCCCGAGACAAUCUUCUGCUUCGAUGCGCGGCUCCCCCGCGAUUUCGUCCCCAGGGCAUCCGAUUGCGAAGUCCAGUCGUUUCAUCUCGUUCCGAUCAACGACGUUGCCAAGCUUGUCGUCAACAGCGACUCGUUCAAGUUGACUUCGGCGCCGAUCGCUCUCGAUUUUCUGGUGCGUCACUCAGAACUACACGCCGACACGCUACCCCAGUACGGAGCGUUGCUCGAUGCCAUUCACAUGGGCUUGCACAAUUCCUAUCCCGAAAAUAUCAUCUCUGCGAGCAGCCAAGGUCAUUGCAUAUGACGAAGCCGCUGGGUCCUGGAAGAGGACCAAAUAUAGUGAGAACCGGAUGCAAGACGGCCUAUAUGUGAUUCAUCCAACGCCGGAUCAACAUCAUCACAGACAGCACCACAAGUAUACGAUUAUUUAUUGAGCAAGGAGAUCAUAUUGUAUUGUACCGACGGCAAAAUAUAUCGCAGAACAAUGAGUAGGUGAUCGAUAACAACAGGGAGCUUUUAUAGCGGUAUGUUCGAGAGAAAAUCGUCAUGAUAAGAUCAAAGUUGACAAUAAACGAUAAUGGCAAACGGAAA
Messenger RNA from Galendromus occidentalis (western predatory mite), 1626 nucleotides. Its product is annotated as nudix hydrolase 24, chloroplastic. The transcript has a single exon. NCBI's taxonomy places the organism in Eukaryota, Metazoa, Arthropoda, Arachnida, Mesostigmata, Phytoseiidae. The coding region runs from base 365 to 1339 and encodes 324 amino acids. The record is from RefSeq and is a predicted model, not a curated record. Gene Ontology annotation, molecular function: 8-oxo-dGDP phosphatase activity.